Molecule: messenger RNA, 2036 nt
Organism: Phoenix dactylifera (date palm)
Lineage: Eukaryota; Viridiplantae; Streptophyta; Magnoliopsida; Arecales; Arecaceae
Source: RefSeq, a predicted model, not a curated record
UGGAGAGUGCCGGCGGCGCCGCCUGCGGGGGCGGCGAAGGGUAAGAGCGACGAUGGCCCGGUGAUGGGGCCGGAGUCGUGGCCGGCGCUCACGGACGCCAGGGCGAAGGGUGGCUCUAAUGCUGCUUGUACGAUGCCGGCUCUGCCAGCUGUGCUGCCGCCGGCGUCGGCGCUGCUGCGACCGCCGCGGGGCAUGUGGGCCCGGUUCCGAGAAACGGGCCACCACCGCCACCGCCUCUUCCGUUUCAGGGAUCAAUUGGAAUGCGCAAAUCUGAGGGAUUUGGAAGCAGUAAUCCUUCCAAUAGACAUCAUCCGCUGCACCCUCAUAAACAUGGUCCAAAGCGUAAUGCUCCUUCAAAUGGCGUGCCACCAUUUCCUGUACCCCUGCCAUACCACCAACAACCAGGUCAACCGAUGUUAUACCCUGUUUUACCACCUCCACCUCUGAUGUUUCCUCAGUAUGCCUAUCAGCCUGGCCCUGCACCAUAUCCUAAUGGUGAACCACAUAUUGUAAAGUCUGGAUGUGAAACUCCCUUGCCGGCCUUUAUUCCAACUGGUCAUGCUGGAGGAAAUGAUGGUAAUAGGAAUUUCCAUCCACCAACCCGAGGAGAUCCAAAUGCUUGGCGCCCCAAUGCCAGCAGUUUCGGCAGCAGACCACCUAAUGGUCAUGAACCUGGUAGCCAUUUCAACCAGACAUGGUGCAAUCAACGGGCUUUGAAUCCAAGAGAUAACAUAAAUAUGCCACAUCGUAUUGGUACCAGGACUUUCAUCAGGCCAGUUCCCCAAUUUUGUGGUCCAGCUCCACGGUUCAUCAAUGGACCUGGUUAUCCUGGUCCUGCUCCUCCCAUGUAUUAUGUUUCUGCUGCUCCUCUGGAAAUGAUGAGGGGUCCUCCUCAUUUUGUUUCACAUCCUCCUCGUCCUCCAUAUCCUAUUCUGACACCAGAGGCACUAGCCUUGAGGGCUAGGAUAGUAAAACAAAUCGAGUACUAUUUCAGUGAUGAGAAUUUGCAGAAGGACCCGUACUUGAUAUCAUUACUGGACGAACAGGGAUGGGUUUCUAUAUCUAAAAUUGCAGAUUUUAAUAGGGUUAAAAAAAUGACAACAAACAUAUCCUUGAUUCUGGAUGCUUUGCAGAGCUCAGAGUUGAUAGAAGUUCAGGAUGACAAGAUAAGAAGGAGAAAUGACUGGUCAAAGUGGAUUCCAGCAUCAGCUCAGCAGGCAGUUUCAACAAAAUCUCAGUCUACGGAAGGCCAAUCUCCUGUCGGCAUGGAAAAAAAUGACACUAGUGGAAGUAAUAAUUGUGGCAUCUUUCAUGAGAGCAAUGCUGGCCAAACUACAUGUAAAGAUAGUGACGAGUGUUUGCCCACAUCAAAUGAUUAUUCUAAAGCAGAAGUUAAGAAUAGUACAGAAUGUAACAUGGGGAAGGUGUCAAGUGUUGGUAAAUCACUAGCAUGCAAUGGAGAUAGCGAAGAAAAGAGCAAAGAAUUAGCAUCUGGACCAUUUUUGGAAACUAAACAAGGAGAGCCUUGUGGUGACUGUAGCUGUCUGUUAGACAACGAUUCUGUCAGGAGCAUUUCCGAUGUUAAGCAUGGCAGCAUUGAUAUUUCUGUUAGAUCUGAAGGUUUACAGGAAAAAACCUAUCCUUCCAGUAGUGGCACUGAUCCUUCCAGUAGUUGCAAUCCCGAACUUCAGGAAGUAAACACAAGGUCAAAUAUGAGACCUGGCACCCCAAGUCUAGGAGGUUCCUUAAAUGGUUUUGUGAAUAAUGAGUCUCCUAGCUUUGCUGGGGAGCAAAACACAUUCAUGCUUGAUGAAGAGCUGGAAUUAGAGCAGUCAACAAGCCAAAAAGACCAUCCAUCAUCAAACAAAAGGACUGAUGACGAGGAGGAUGAGAUUGAUGUUAACGACCAAGUUGUGCAUAAACUUAUAAUUGUUACCCAGGUAAGGUUAUGUGAUUGUUCUUGACUUCCGUUGCUUUCACCCCAUUUAUUAACUAUUUUGUUUAAUGGGCUUGUAUUUUAAUAACACAAAUCAAAU